GAUAUAUUCCUGGAUUUAAUAGCAGGUAUGGCCUGUCGUUUAUGAGAGCUGUGGAAGAAGGCGGUAAGGAAUGGCGUGAGAAUCAAAGUAAACUAAGAGCACGCAGGGAUCUUACAAAAGCGCGCGCUGAGAGACGCGACUCAAGAAACCUCAUGUCUAGAGCGAGGGAGGACAACAUCGCCGCCCUCAACGAAGUCGAUCAUGCUCACGAUCAAAAUCUAGUCACGUUCAGUUACGAAAUUUCUCCCGAAAGACCACCAAUCGUUGGCUACACAGGUCAUAUACCAGGAGCGAAAGGAGAGGUAGCGCUUUCCAAAAGAUACGCUCAAGCAGCGAGAAAGGGGCUCGAAUUGAUCCGAAAAGAACGCGAAGAGAGGAGAGCCAAAUUACUAAAUGCGAAUGGUUCAUUAAACGUUUUCGAUUCUGGUCAAGUUUAUCAAUCCGAACGAACGCCAGCGUAGAUUUCUCGUGAUCGAUAAACUGAACAACAACUGACAAUCUGUUUCUGUGAACAAGGAAAACGUACGUUCAAGAUGUUUCCAAAAUUUCACGUGAUCACGUCUAAAGUUCAAUGGAACACAAUUAUUCCAUGUAGGAUUUCUUAAAAAUAUUUUCCGAGUGGAAAUGUUUUUGAAGAACUGUCUCGAAGAAUCAUAUCCGCUAUUUUUGCUUUGGAGCGAAGUGAAAUUUAGCGAAUUUCUCUGAUAUCUAUUGGAUUUCCGAAGUAACAUCAGCACAAUAAUUCAAUAUGAAUUCUGAAGCAUAGCUUCGUUCAAUUCGAUAUGUUUCGAUAAUUCUGCUCGAAGAAUGUCAAAUUCUAUAAAAAUACGUAAAACUAUAAUAAAAAGAGUAUAUAUUUAAUAAUAUACCAUCUCUAUUCUCCGUA
Messenger RNA from Megalopta genalis, 886 nucleotides. Lineage: Eukaryota; Metazoa; Arthropoda; Insecta; Hymenoptera; Halictidae. The record is from RefSeq and is a predicted model, not a curated record.